UAGAUAUUCAAACCGCAUUACUUUGAUCGAAUCACAGACUAGACAAGAAAGUAUAUUUUACGAAUCAUAAAAUAAGUUCAUUGUGUAAUUUGAAUUCAAUUGUAUGGCAAUUUUAAAAUUAUUAAGACAGAUAUUAAUAGACCGAAAUUUCGUGGAUGCGCCAACGCUUCUUAAAGAUGCCAUUUUACAAUGGGAUUGCAUCUUUUCACAUAUUGGUAGAGGGCUUACUCUCUUCGCCCGACCAGCUCAGCACACAUUCGAGCCGAGACCAAAAAUGUUUUGUGUUCGUUAUGAUAACUCACAAUUAACGAAAAUUAAACAUUCAAUUAGCCAGGUAAAAUUCAUGUAUAAUUUAGGAGCUUGUCUUCUUCUUUGCUUUUACUUUUCGUGUGGUAAUGUUCCAACAAAGCGGCAUGAAGAAUAUUAUAAGACAAUUUCGGUGAAAAGUUCCACCAUGAGUUACAUUGAUACAGGUGGUGAUUUUGAAAAUACGGUUGUCUUUUUGCAUGGAAAUCCGGCGUCAUCUUACCUAUGGAGAAACAUAUACCCGAAGAUUUCUUACAUCGCCCGCUGUCUUGCUCCUGAUUUAAUUGGAAUGGGUCGUUCUGAUAAAGUCGAGGAUCUCAUGUAUACGUUUGAUGAUCAUUUCCAGUAUCUUUCUGAGUGGAUGAAUAAGGUUGUGAAAACUAAAAAAGUGACACUAGUGCUCCAUGACUGGGGAUCAGGGCUUGGCUUUCAUUGGGCAAACUUACAUCGUGACAGAGUUCAAUCUAUUAUACACUUUGAGAGUGUGACCGGCCCAAUUGUUUGGGGAGAUUACAACGAAAAUGCAAGACGUCUUCUACAAACAUUCAGAGGACCGCAAGGUGCGAUUGUAGCUCUUCAAAAUGAUUUACUUGUCGAGAGUAUAAUGACUGGCGGUGUAUUGAGAAAACUCACAGAAGAAGAAAUUGCAGAGUAUAACAAACCUUUCAUAAACCCCGGAGAAGACAGGAGACCUCUGUUAGCUUGGCCAAAACAACUCCCAAUUAGAGGCGAAGGUCCAAAUAAUACACUUGCAUACGCCGAUUCAUAUCAGAAGUGGCUUUCAACAAGCUCCUACCUUCCAAAGCUACGCAUUCUUGCUAAACCGGGAGGCUUGUCGUCAAUCGUGGAAAAACAAUCUGAAGACUGGCCGAAUCAGAUGACGGUUACUGUAAAAGGACUCCACUUUAUCCAAGAAGAUUCGCCUGAAGAAAUUAGCGACGCUAUCUACUGCUUUUUGAAUCUUAAAGUGUUCAGUAAACGCUUGUCCUAAAUGAUCAGAAAUAACUGUUUAGUCAGUGAAUGGUGAUAAUCGCGUACGCAGUUUCUCACAGCGCAGUUGUUUGACUUACUGUAAAAUAUUGUACAGCAUUAACUUUUACCUUUUGAUUGAUAUACAAUAUUGUGCUACUCGAGUAAAUGAAAUUGAGAUGCUUUAUGUGGUCUAGAACAGCGUUUCCCAAACAUUUUCGGCCAUGGAACACUCACACUUUUUAUCUCGCCUCCGGGAACAGCACAAAAUGAAAUUGAUAAAGAAAAACGCUGUAAUGCUGCGGUUCCCAAUGGGUUUGCCGUGGCGAGUUUUUUCCAAAUGCGUCGCGAAAACUAUCAGAAUUGUGUUAAACAUACCUAUAAUAUGAUUCAAUAUUAUACAUAUUGCAUUUAUAAUAAAUAUUUAAUUAAGGAGAAUUGACAUUUUGCCUUCAUUCUUUAGAAGACCUACUUGUUUGCCUAUAGCAGGGAUGGGCACCCCUGCCUAUUUAUUUGGCACACGAGCGAGGCCUCGGAAACGAGAUCAUUCUCUUUCAGAUGAAAUGUUUCAAGACUCUGAAUUAUCUGAUGAAACUAGGUGUUCGUUUAUUCAUUAUCAUUUGUUAACAAACUCUUUUGUACUUUCAUGAUAUAUGGCUACAGAAAAAUAUAGUAUGACGCAACAACUGAG
Molecule: messenger RNA, 1966 nt
Organism: Styela clava
Lineage: Eukaryota; Metazoa; Chordata; Ascidiacea; Stolidobranchia; Styelidae
Product: haloalkane dehalogenase-like
Cellular component (GO): membrane
Molecular function (GO): catalytic activity
Source: RefSeq, a predicted model, not a curated record